Molecule: messenger RNA, 945 nt
Organism: Cordyceps fumosorosea ARSEF 2679
Lineage: Eukaryota; Fungi; Ascomycota; Sordariomycetes; Hypocreales; Cordycipitaceae
Exons: 2
Coding region: 1-945 (314 amino acids)
Source: RefSeq, a predicted model, not a curated record
AUGAGCGACAAAGCUUUGCUUGACAUCAGUAUUUUAGAUGCGAAUAUUGCGGAUUCAACGAAAGCUGCGCUGGAGAAAGCCUUUUGGGAUUAUGAAGGAGCACACCUGGAUCUGCCCGAGGUUGACCUGAAGCGCUAUUGGGCUUGCUAUCACAAUGAGUGCGCGAAAGCACUGUACGAAGGUGGCCAGCACAUUGCAACUCGCACGCAUCAAGAUGUCAUAGAAUGCACACGCAUGCUGCGAGACGGGCACGAUCGGGAAGCAGUCAAGGAGUACAUACGCUCAAAGCUCACUACGUUACACAUGAACGAAGACGAGAUUGUCGAGAAUUCUAUCGACCUAGCCGCCAGUGUUCUUCUCAUGAUGAACUUUUGCAGCUACUCCUCUGGAUACUCUAGCCGGCGUGCCCUGAACUGGAACAACAGCAGCUCCUUGCAGGCGCUUCUCCAAGAUUACUUCCACGACGGCAGCGGCGCAGAGACCAGAGAGAACAUCAGGCUGGAAAAGAUAUUUACCGCCCAUAACUUGACACGAAUUGCAGGGCUUGAUGUGAUCUGGACCGACAACAUGCUUGACCACUUGCGACUCACAGACGAUGAUCGCCGCGUGCAUAUUUUCCAUCACGCCUCGUUCCUAGAAGUCCAAAAGCACAGUCCGAACAGCCUCUUACCGUCUCAUCUUGCGGAAGAGACGUUGCGAACACUCGCGCUGCUGCUUCCUUCCUCCGACGCAGGCACCCGAAAAUGGCUCACGAGACUGCCCAACUACCCAAGCCUCGACAGGCGUGCCUCCCGCUACAGGAGGCUCAAGACGGAUGACCGCCAGCUCGAAAAGUUCCCUUUUUGGGGUGAGCGACUGAUUAUGCUCAAGCAAGUCUUUGAUGAAGCACAGCCAAAGUCGCUAUCUCAAUGGUGGUACGACCGACGCAACGGCGUGCAAUGGUAA